AUGGUUAUUUGCUGGAAAGCUUGGGAUGCAAGGAACCGCGAAGCUCAUGGAGAGGAGGGGAUGAGAGGUCGAGAAUUGUGGAGCUGGAGCAAAAAUUAUCUUGACAUUUUUCGAUCCGCUAGCACCGUUCCAACUAUUCUCAAGAACCCUCCUCCUCGGGUGCAUUGGAUCCCUCCACCGGACGGAACUAUCAAGGUCAAUUUUGACGCCGCACUACCACCAUCCCUUCCACACUACAGGGUUGCUAUGGUUGCCAGAGACUUCAAGGGAAUCGCUAUUUGGUGGAGUGUUGACAUGUUCCUGGGAACAGUGCAAGCCGUAGAAGGAGAAGCUCACGCCGCACUUAAAGCAAUCCAAAAAUCAAAGACCAAGGGUUGGGCAUCGGUUAUAAUAGAAGGGGACUGCCGGCAGCUCAUUUCGGCAAUUGAUGAUGAAGACUCUACCUUAUGUCCUAUUGGUGCAUAUGUAGAAGAUAUCAGGGCACUUAUGUUAUCUUUCAAUUCUUGUCAAUUUUCUUUUGUUCCUCGCAAUUGUAAUAAGCUUGCGCAUGCUCUUGCGAACUCUAUAGAGCUUGCUAACUUGGAGGGUCCGAUCCUCCCCCUUAAAGUGGCACAUAUUGCCUAA
Erythranthe guttata (spotted monkey flower) is the source of this 624-nucleotide messenger RNA. Lineage: Eukaryota; Viridiplantae; Streptophyta; Magnoliopsida; Lamiales; Phrymaceae. The record is from RefSeq and is a predicted model, not a curated record.